AUGAACAAGAAAGUGAAAGUGAGUGUUAGAAGUUGCAUGAUGUUGAGGGAAGAUGUUCGCUCGAGUGAGAACGUAGUUGUACGUCAGGUGGAACUACUUACUCAUACUAUUUCUCUUUCUUAGGAGCGUUUCUUCUCCUCGUCAUCUGAUUUACCUCUGCCGAACACACAUAGCGAUAUUGUUAUGUCAUGAGGAGACACGCGUAAACGACCCUAGCGAUAAUUUUCAUGGUCAUGACCUUGUUAAUCAAUACCUCCACAGGAAUCCUCAUUCUGUUACAACAUGAUUGUCCCUCCCCACCUUGAAGUUGAUCCUCUUAUAUGCAUGAUAGCGUCUUCAUGUCAUACCCGAUUACUUAUUUUCUCACAACUACAUUGACACAGACACCCUAGGUAGCUGCGGCUAGAGAGUACUUUAAUAGUUGACCAUUGAUUACCCCAUGAAGAUUAUCCGUAGGAAGAUUUUUGCAUCCUCACUCCAGCAUCAAUGAAGCAAUGGAACUAAGAACCUUUGUUCUUUUUUGAUGUACGACUAGUACGACUCAUUCCCUAGAUUGAAUUCUUGUAUUUUUGUUAUUGUUACAAUUACAACGCCUCUUGCCAGGCAUAUCAAUCAAUCAAUCAAUUAUUCUUGUGUUUUUGUUUAACCCACGAUGCCAGAAUUACAAUCUAGCUCCAGCUCUUCCGAGCAAACACCGGCGCAAAUGAAGCUAGCAGCCACGAAGGAACUCUGGGAGGCUGGUGAUAAAUUAAGGAUCAUCGUUAUAGUGGAAGUGUAGUUGAUAGUGUUAAUAUUCCAUUACCAGUUCCAUGAUUGAAUGGUUCCGGUAUUUGGUAACCUGAAUUUGAUCCUAAGGGAAAACAAGAAGAGAACCCUUAGGAUCAAACUCAGGUUACCAAAUACCAGAACCAUACACCAUUACCAUUUCCAUGAUGCAGGAAAAAGAUCCUCAGGAGCCUCAUUUCGAAAGGACAAGAGGCCACUAGAGAUGAGCGAGAGGUGAUGGAAUGUCAAUGUCGUCGCAUUUGCAACUUGAUGAACUUCUAAAGUCAGAGGUGAUAGAGAAUUUCCAAGAGCUGCUUUUCCCCAACGGUUCGAUCACGGAUUUGCCCAGGAAUAUCUCUGCAAGAUGCGCAGAAGUGUGGAAUGGACAUCAUGUGGCUUAUAGGUACAAUAGACGCGAUACCCUACAGCUCCUUGUAGGUGACGAAGAUACUUUUACUUCGAAGUGGAAGUAGUACUAGAUCAAAAAAAAGGAUUAUUUGAAAUGUUCUUGUUGCUGUACUAGCAGAAGCAGCAGUAGUACUAAUUAGACCUAGUUGUAGUUCUACUUCUAGUGCCAGUUCGCGAUAUACGUCAUUUUUCUACCUCAUCAACCUAAUCAUGAUGUUUCACGUUCUUUCAUCAUCCACAGGUGUCUAACAUGUGGUAUCUCGCCUUCUAGUUGCAUUUGUGUGGCGUGUUUCAACGCGGGUGAGCACGAAGGUCACGACUACUUCAUCUAUCGUUCCGACUAUGGUGGUUGCUGUGAUUGCGGCGAUUGUGAUGCUUGGGAUGUCACCGGAUUUUGUCGGUAUCAUUAAGGCUGAAGUCCUUCUGAAUAAAGGAGAAGAAAGUAGAAGCAAGAGGAAAUUUAAUGACAAUGAGUAGCACGUGGUUGCCCUUACUGGAGGUGACUUGGUAGCACUUGGUUGCACUACUUCCUUGGUUGCAAUAACCAUAACGACUGGGAGGUCGUGAGGGUGGAUGAUAAAGGUGAUGAACGUGCGGUUGAAAGGUAAGUGUCCUAGAUUUGAUCCUUCUGUUUUCAAAUGUCCUAGAUGAUCCUUCUGUUUUCAAAUGUUGUAGACCCGUGAAGGUCUUCCUCCUCUAACAGCCUCGGAUGGCCUACGAGGCGAAUCGACGGAACCCAUGCACCAACUUGCCACACAAGAUCAAAAACACACUGCGGAACAUCUUACCGAUACAGCUGCAGCGGUUGUGCUACCAUUUGUCGGAAUGGAAUCGAGGCAACGGUGGAGGAGAACUGCAACCGGGAGACGAGCUGAUGUUGUCCCCCUUGGGGAUCAAUCUAGGAUCAGGGAGCAGUCAAGAGCAGGACGAUGCUGGUGUCAAUUCAAACAACGGUGGAAAUUUAUGAUUUGGUCUCGGUCAGCACUCAAAUAGAAAUAGAGUGUAACCAAAACCAUCUUCUAGUUAACAGAUUUCGCUGAAAAGCAUCUUUCUUGAUGAUCUUGAGGUGAAGAUGAAGCAUCAUCCUCGUUUAGUUAAUACUGUUGUAGGGAAUUCUACUACUGCGCCGUGCUAAUGCAACUAUUUCUAACGAGUGGAAACACAACAUCCUCUGGAUUCGUGAAUUUGCGUAGUAAUCGUUCGCGGUCUCGUUCGCGGUCUCCAGGCUCACCCGGCAACGAUGACGAAGACUCUCUACCCGAAGAAUGCAAAGACCACAUCCUCUUCCUCCUGAAACUAGCACAAGCACACGAUGGCUUGCGGCACAUCAUCAGCGAGGCUUUCGCGAAGGAGGUCUAUGGGGGCAAGUCGAUCCUCGAAUUCACCCUUCGCAUAGGCUCUGCGCAUCUGAGCAAGGAGACCGAGCUGACGAAUCUGUUUCUGGACUUGAUGUUCGACGCCAACUUCAAGCGAACCUUUGCUCGCAUUUUCCUGAAGUUGUACCCAGACUUGAUCUUGAAUAGGUCUGAAGUUUUGGCCAGCCUCGUAGACUCAGAAGAGGAUAGUACCAUUAAGGCUUGUCCGAAUCAAGAUUACUACAGGGGAGUUUCUUCAAGAUUACUACGUUGAGUUCUGUCUCCUCGGGGGAGUUUCUUCAAGAUGGAUCAAAACCAAAGUUGUAGUUGUUGCGUCACCUUCUUCCUUGCUCUUCAAGAGGAAAAAGGUCUCUUCAGGAGCUUCUUCGUGAGCUCUAAUAGCAGUUCUCAAGUGGGUGCGGACCCUACGAGUUUGGACCGCGUGACAGUCCAACUCUUUUCGAUCAGAGCAAUCACGUUGGAGUUGUUGGAGGAUACGGAAGCGCAGUUAUUGGACACUUUGCUGUCGACGACGAAAGUUACGAUUUGAUGCUUGAAGAUGAAGUCGACGUAGUUGUAUUCGUUGAGAUGACUUUGUUUACUAGUAAGUAGUACUAGUCUACUAGUCCUGUUUUACGUUUCCCAACAACUGCGUCAAGGACUAGAUAAGAUCAUCAGACUGGAAAAUCAUGACUGCGAAUAGCUUUAGCUCGUCAAGAUGACAUCUUGAAGAUGGAUCAACAUAGUUCCGAAGUCCUGUUUUCCUUUUUUCGUUGUUAAGUUGUAGACCUAGACGUAGAUGGAUACACAUACACCUCGUCGUAGACCUAGACCUAGAUGGAUAGAUACACAUACACCUCGUCUUCAUCUCUUCUAAUUGCUCCCUCCUUCUCCUCGCUUGCGACCGCGCCAGUCGGGUCAAAUACCUGGUGAACAACCACUCGAUCCUCACCAAACGGAGUUAUUUUCAGUGCACCCACGAUUUGAGGUUCGUCCUGGAUCAUCAAGAAGUCGUGGACGAACUUUUCGCUAGGAAGACCUUUCGCGAGGUCCUCUGGUCUGGCUGGCUGGAGAUUUGGAAGAUCAUUCAGUGUGCGAAUCCACAUGUGAGGAUUCAGGAGGACGGCGAGCAUGUGCAGCAUGAGAACGCCAAGUGGGGGAACAGUCUAGUUUUCGAAUCCGAUAUCCAUUCGGCGAGUUCGUCGAUGAUCGUGACGUUGGAGAACCGAGUCAGAGCAGUGGAUACCGUAAAAUGGGCUCUGAUUCCUCUGUGUAAAGCACUAAGGGAUUGGAUUGCGACAGUUAGGCAGAAUGAACAACACUGGUACUUACAACCUCCUACUUAUAAUAUUCAUAUUUUCUUGUGCGUUUUUGAGUAAGUCAACAUCCUGUUUUGAAGAUGAAGAAGACAAUAAGAUGAAGAAGACUCCAGAUGAACCACUUUUAGUUUUAUCUAAGAGUGAAGAACAACAACAAUCUCAAUGUUCAGGUUUAGCUUAGGAGCCCAUUACCUCCACUCCCAGGUACAUCGCCCUCUGCAAGCCUGACCCGGUUACGAAUGAGAAAAUCGCAAAAUUUACACCCGAAGACGAACCCUGUGGUCAAGUUGGCUGUGACUACAUGGUAUCCAAGCAACCCGUUAGCUUCCACAUCCCAAUGCAUAGGAUUUUCGCGUCUUUGAUGCACUGUGUCUGCUCAAGCCCAAACGAAACGGCAGUUAUCAAAGAGAAAGCCAGCGAUGCUGAUUGGCGAUCGACGAAUACGACUGGCAGCAUCGGGGCGUUUGCAUCGUCCACAGCUGUUGCUGGACCUGCCGGGAUCAAGGUGGACGAGCACGACAGUGGCUUGGUCUGCAUGGAAGCAGACCCGACGUCUCCACCUAGUAAGAAGGACAUGGAGAACAACGUGAACAACAACCUGACGAUCGACACGGACAUCAAUCUCAGUUCUCCACCGCCAAAACGCACGUCCAAAGACCCGGCUUCCGGCAGUCCAACUAAGCAAGGCUUGUUCGCUAGCAUUGUGAGCCAAGACUCACCGAAGAAAACACCAGCGGAGAAGAAGAAAUCCGGAGGAAUGAGCUCGUUUUUGGCCAGGUUGGAAAACAAUCCUUCUUUGGCUGGGAAAGGUGGUGUUGCGUUUUCAAAUCCGGUUGUGGAACAUGACGCGUUUAAAGACGUGUAUGCGCUGUUUUCGAAUACGGAGGAGUUGUUUCGGAAAGUGAUGGGCGAGGAAAACUUUACAACUGGUAAUUAUUUUUUCGGUUGUGACUGAUCCCAAUUACAGUCGACCUCCUACUCCUUCGAAAUACUGAUCUUAGAAAGUCCUAGGCCCAUCUUAUUACUUCGAUGGUCGUGAUUUAAAUUCUUCACCAAUGAUUGAUAAAGUUGAAUCUACUUACGUACUAAAAAGUCCUAAGUCCUAAGUCCUGAACUCAAAAAAUCCUAUUUACAGUCGACCUCCUACACCUGAUGGAGCAUCCUCUGCGGUGUCUGGUUUUCCACGCGCAGUGUUACGGAUUUUCGAGUCUUUGGUUAAGAAACGGUGAUAGCGUCGCUUACGAGGCAUGCUUCUACAAGAAGAAUUACUGGUAUUGAUGAUAUACCUUUCUGUUUCUUGUUGCGUUGAUUCGUCUGAUGUUCUUAUGCUCUUCAGGUGGCGGCUAAGAUGGACAUCAAACAACAAAGUAAGUAGCCGAUUACCUCUACAUCUUCAUGAGGACGAUAACGUCUAAGACAAAAAACAUCAUGGUUUAAUCUUCCCACCCUAAAAAAAUCCGCAACAGGCAUUCUCUCUUCGUGGAUCCCGAUUUGACUUUGAUUCGACUCGUCAUGCUCGCUCUCUCCGAGACCGAUCAGCUGCCUGCUUUCAUCGCAACUUUUCUCCAGAGAUUCGAGGCUGGUCCACGACUUGUCGGCCAUUCUGUGGAGACUUUGUUUCUCACCCUGUGCCAAUGCCUCGCGGUUGAGCCGUACACGUUCAAAGCGAACGACGUAGAACGCAUUACUGAAUAUCACUGCAUCCACGUUCUAGCCAAAGGACCGUGUACGCAUUCAGAAUUGACGGAUACGAUCAUGAAGAGUCAUGACAAUGCGGAUUUUCUAGAUGGAAUCCUUAGAGACAUCGCAGAUUUCCAGGAACCAGAUGCGUCUGUACAGGGGGGUCACAGGACGUCUGGGAAGUACAUACUGAAAACGCCGUUGUGGAAACACGUAGACACGCUGUUUCUUCUGUAUAUUAUGGGUUAGCACUAGUACCAGUACCACAUAUUCAUAUGUCAUAGUAAGUAAUUGUGUUAGCUGCUAACCGUUAGCACUAUGAUGUCAUAAGUAAUUGCGAUUUUAUUCCUCUUCUUGGGUUCUUCACGUUCACUUCUAACGUCCUCGUUGCAAGUAGAGCAGCUAGAAAACCAAAAUAUUAGGUCACUGAUGAUGAUUAGUAGAUCUGAAGAACCAGAGUGUCGCAACUUCUAGUACCAACCUUUCUAAUAUGAGCUGGAAAGAGCAGCACGAAAUUGAGGAGAAGAAACUGGAGAAGCUGGGUCCGAAAUUGGCGAAUACGUUUGUACCUACGCGCCACUUCGGUGAAAUUGAGCCAUUCGUUGUCCCCUGCUAUCGUCGGGGCUUGCGCAAGAUCGCUAGUGAACCGACCUUAGUUUCUGUGCCACUGGUAAGCUUGCUCCAGACCUACCUGCUUCCGCUAGAGAUGGUGAAUCAUCGCGGAUUGCACUUGAGCUUACUGUUGUUGCAGCGGUUGCUGAUGUUGGUGGACAGGAAAGCGGUGAUGGAGUGUGGCAGAAAGCACGAGAGGCGAAUCAACGUGUCCGCACAAGCAGCGGGGAACGUUUUUGCACUAGCAAAAGCCUUGGUUCAACCGGGCGAUGAAGUAUCCGGUGGUAGUCGCGGAGGUGACGCUUCACGUCACACGGGUGACACAGCAUUAAGGCUCCUUUGCCUAAUCCAUUGAUUUCAGAAACAUUUUACAACUUGCUUGGAGACGUUAUCGUGGUCCUUUUCGUCCAGAGGAUAAGGGUCGGUCCACUACAUUCUUUUAGAAGGAUGGUCUUCAAAAAUUGUUUUUAGCAUGAGGCUCUAAGAGCAGGUGAUGCGGAUCUGUUCGCGGAUCAUGAAGAACAUGAUUUUUACUCACCGUUUAUGUCCUCGACGUGGGAUCGCAACCGCAUAACCAUGGUGGAAGCCGCAAACACCAUCAUCGAAUUAGACUGCUGUGAAGUGUCACCGAACUGUCUAGCACGAUACGCGAUGGAAGGUGGUUUAGGUGGUGGAGGAACUGGAAGUAGUAGUAGAAAUAAUGCCAGUUGUACUAGCUCUACAUCUGGUGGAGGCUUUGGCUCGCCAUCCAGACCUUCCUCUGCUGCUGGAGCUGCGAGGUCACCAUUGACUUUGGAUACAGAACCUCUACAUGCGCUUGGUUCGGCAUCACAAGGAGACAUCAUGGACCCUAGCACAAGCAACAACAACCCUUCAAGUAGUUCCUGUACUUCCUCAUCCUCGUCCAGUAUGGUUCGUUUCUCACUUCUGCAGUGCUUUGAAGCGAUUUUGAAAGAGCCGUCUUGUAAACAACACGUCCACGUGAUCAAUCAAAACUUGGUGUUGCUCCAAUCCUACAACCUGUACGCACCAAGCGAGAGACGCAGGAGGCAGAACUUGCCUGGUGCAGCACCAGAGGAUGGUCUGAACAUCAUUCGUGACUUGAUGGCGAUUAGGAAAAAUAGCAGGGAGCAAACGGCAGGAGGAGGAACAUCUAGUACAAGCUCGUCAACAGCAGGCGUAAGCUUGUUCGGCUCUACUAGUCUCAGCACCUCUACUUCGACAACAGGUACAACUACAGGUACAACUACUCAUGCCUCAACUACAACUAGCAGUGCCACACAUCAAACCGCCUCCUCGUCAACUGCAUCGUCUUCACAGUUGUUCGCUACUUCCAGCAUAGGCGCAGCUUCUAGCGUGGGAGGUCGCAGUUCAACAGCGGCCGAGCGCACUCCUAGUUUGAUGUCCGAGCAUGACGCGAGUAUUUCUCGUCUCUAUUCUAUGGCGGACGGGACCUUGGAUGACGACGCUGCCAUGGAAGAUGCAGGCAUGACCGCUGAGAAGACGGAGGCUGAGAAAAAGAAGGAAGCCAGGAGGAAAAAACAAGCAGCCAUGUUGAAGAAGUUUAACAAGAAACAGAAAAACUUUUUGACGACGUCCGAAGAGGCUGCAAAUAUGUCGCCAAACAAGGGAGAUCUGGCCAAAACCAGUUCAGUUGGCAGUAAUGCAGCGAGUACGCUGACGCCAGCGAUUGCUUCAACCGCUGCUGAUCUGACGGCAGCUUCGAGAACAGGAUCCACGGGGGUAGUUGCUUUACAAGCUCCUAGCACCCCAUAUAACGCUAAUAUUAAGGGUAGGUUAAAGGUGCUUUUCUUACCGCUUUUUAUGCCUCUCCUAAGGGGGAAAAGCAUAACAAGCGGGGUAAGCGAGCACCAAAAACCUGCCUCUAAUAAUAAGAGCAUGCAAUUAGGAGCAGCCACGUCGCCUGCUUUGAUCUGCGAGGACGUUGACGCAUGUGAAGAAGCGGAGUGUGUAAUCUGCUUUUGCGUCCAUCCUGGUGAGAAGACAGGUGGAAAUCCUCUAGGUCGCAUGGCUCAUCUGCAACGCACCUGUGUUUCCAACGUCCCUCGGCUGAAACGUCAAGCAGCUGGCUCAUCAAACGGCUCUCCUUUGAAACCGAGGAAGCGAAAACGCGGUUUGAGUCCUCAGAAAAGUUUUCCUGGUGCAGUUAUCGGGAAUAGUGGUGCCGCCUCCUCAUCAGGGUCUACCACAGGCGGACUAGGACUUGCUCUAGGAGCAUCCUCAAAGGAGAAACUAGUCCUUGGAGGUGGGGAUGCUCCAACUUCUUUGGCACGCCUUCAGUCUGCGCCACCUCUGUUUGGUGGAGCAGCAAGUUCUAGUACGGCAGCUGAAUUCGACCGAGAUGGCGAUAGUGUCAUGAGCCCUGCUGUCAGAACACCAAAGAAACAUGAACAACAGAGGAGCAACACUGGAGAACCUCUGUUGGUGGGACAUGAGGUUUCAAAUAGCACAACUACUGGUGUAUUCGGACAAGAACAAGGACAUCUUCAAGCAUCUUCCUCAUCUAAUAUGAUCCCUCCCCCAACCCCUCCUAUCAUGGGAUUCUCUGCGGGUGACAUUUCCCCUGCUUGUUCCAGUCCUUUAAAUGAGGAGAGUAGUAGCGAAUCCUCAGCUUGCGAAGCGGGUCUUGAGGACCCUAACCAGAGGAGAAUGAACGAAAAGAAUGCGGCUCCUUUGAUUGAGGAAUUGGAGCCCGAACCCCCUAGUGUAGGCCUUUACGUGUGGUCUUGCUCGCAUAAGAUCCACUACGAGUGUUGGCGCAGACUGAGGCAUGGGGCGACGGCGGCCAACCUGCAUUGUCCGUAUUGCAAUCAUCCGGUCCAUGUCUUUAUCCCUGCAAAUCCGCCAGCAGCUUCGACUUUAGGUGUGCAGCAAAGACCAAACCUGUUGGAAGCAGGAACUGCAGCAUCGACCUUAGGGAUCACUACUGGAGGCGCAGCUGGGUCACCAUCCUCGGUGUCGAUCCGGAAUAGCAGAAGAGGUUUAGUGCCUGCGACGGGUGGCGUAGUUAGUCGAAUCACGUCCAUCGAGUCGGCAGGUGCUGUGGCAGGAGAGGCUAUUUCCGCAGCCUCUCUACUGUCCUCCUCCUCCUCGACAGCUACUUUAGAGGGAGCAUUGGAGAUUCAGGAGCAAGGGGAGUUCGAAAAUGUUCCACAUCCGUUUCCGGAGCUAGAAAACAGUCUAGCUUUAGCAGUGAUGCGCAAGCUAUCAUCGACGGAUAGAAGUGGCAAGCGAAAACCGAGGAAAAGUCAAGGCGAUGCGUCACCUCUUCUGCAACAGAGCGGUGGGUCCGAUGCUGAUGAAGUCAAAUUUGCAGAACAAAAGCAAGAGAAAAGUUCUGCAUCUUCUUCACUAGAUGGUACGAGCACGAAGACGAACACGAUGGGGUUGGGGGUGGAGGCUACGAGCUCACUCGUUGUAAACACUUCUAAGUACAACGAGCAAGAACAAGAAGAUGCCACCAUGCUUCAAGUGGAGAAUAGUACCGACAUCAGUCCAGCUCUCUGUCUCAACUCCACUGGAGCAUCUUCAUGCUCUUCAAGCAGUUCUCGUUCAAGUUCUCUGCAUCAGAAGCUAGUUUUGCGUAGCUUUUCUCAGAUGGAGGAGUGGGACUCGUUUUUUAAGAUGCCGAUUGGGCAACAGCAACUCCUUCUGGCUAUGCAAGCGUGCAAAUCCGUGUCUUGGGCUCUGAAAUCUCGAACGCCAGCCGCCACACCAUUCUGCAGUUUCCUUGACUGGAUCCAGAACGUUCGGCUGUUGAUUCGCGGACAAUACUGCUUGAUUCCGCCCGGCAGGAGUGAGCAGAGCGGAAUUAGCGGAGCGGGUGGGUUUGGCCGUGGCGGACAACUGAUGCUAGGACGUGGCGGAACACGACGAGGAGCAGGCACGAACACCGGGACUGGUCUCGGGGGCAUAGGCGGGAUUGGCUUAGGAAUAACAGAAGUGCUGCAGGCUGCACGACAGUUCGAAAACAGGACAAGAGCUUUGCUUCAAGAUCGGCAAGUGGUGCACACCACAGUAGGACAGUUGUUGAAUCGAGCUGCUGGCUCGACUAGGACUGGUCUCGAUCAUGGGGGAACCACUACAACUGCAGCAACAGGCACGAAUACUGGAGCAACUGGAGUUGAUGAAGGCACUCAAACAAUGCCUCCAGCUAGUACUACUGCUACAACCGCUAAUGCCUCUGCUUUUGCAGACUUCAUUGGAAGAGUCAACAAUGACACGGUUGGCGGUACACCAGUUCAAACAAGGAUGGCAAUAUCUACAGGCACUGUAAAUCAGGCACUAGAACAACAGCAAAUAUCUGGCGUUGUCUCUAUGGAUGAUGCAGACGACCUCCAGUUUGAAGAUGCGCGUGAUGGCUCUAGCCCGCUACUAGUUGGGGCUGCGAGUCCUAGUCCUAGAACUGGCACUACUGGAGGAUCAACAGGCUUAGGGUUAGGGCAAGGUGCUCAAGUUGGAGAACAACAAAUGCAAAUUGUAGCUCCUCCAUGGCCUGCAGAGGAUCAUGUCGCAUCCUUUUCAUCCUCCUCGUAUGCCUGGACAAAUACUGCCACAGGAGAUGCCACAACAGGAGAGCAACAGCCGAAAAGGGCAAGGACAGAAGCAGGAAGUGAAGUUCCAACAGAUCUUGGUUCAUCUUCAAGUAGUUCAGCAAGUGGUGUUGUUGCAGCUCCUGAACAAGGUUCUAGUUCAGGUGCAGAAGUUGCAGGUCCAGGUUCUAGUUCAGCAGCACCUUGGGGUUUCUCCGCUUUUCCACUUGCUAGAGGCAGCAAUCCCCCUAGCAGCGAUCCAAACAGCAGAAGACCGUCGUCACAGAGCUCGGUCGUUCCUCUUGUGUUCAAUCAAGUUCAACAAGGUGGUGCGACGGGGUCUUCAGACGCAGCAGCAACGGGAGGAGCAUCACCUCAGUCUGGUUUCUUACUUCAAGGUUUAGGGCAGUUGUUUCAGCAGAGUGCUGAGACGUCGAGGCAGAUCAUUGCAGGAACACUGAUGAACCGGAGCAGUACAACUGGAUCCAAUGUUGGAAGCCCCACGUUGUUGAACAACAACGGUGCUCCCAGAGCCUCGUCAGCUGGCAGUGUAGUUUCUUCAUCGAACAACAUGUUGGUCCAGCAGCACUUAGGCACCAGUAGUAGUGGUGAUGGAGGAGCCUUGAUGCCUUCUAAUACAAGAACAGGUCGUCCUGCAGCUCUUGCACCUUCAGGAGGUAUGCUCGAUGACCAGUCCUCGGGUAAUAUUGUUCGGUUAACGCCGUCCUCGUUUGCGGAGAAUUGCAAUCAACAACCGAGUCAAGCUGGGUCCUUCGACACAGCUAUGGAGGACGUCGCUAGUUCAUCUGGCGCCUCUGAUGCCGCUGGUGAACAACAACUACAGGGAGGACCUCUAUUAGGUGGUGGGCCUGCUGGAGAAUCCGCGUUUAGCAUGGUUAAUAUCACUUCUACUUCUAGUGCUGGAGGAUCGGAAGUUCAUACUCACACUGCUAAUCAUGCUCCUCCUGAAGGAAGACCAGCCUCUACGUCACCGCAAAUGAGCAAUCAGGUUUUGAUGACUCCGCGAUCGCGGUCUGACUCGGUUGAGGAGGCGCCCUCGUCUCCCUCGCCUCUUAGAGCGGGAGGCGAGAACCUUCACCCAGAGCAGGAUGCUUCUCAGCAGCUUGCCGCUCUUCUUGCUGCUCCCCCUGCCUCUUCUGGCGCUCCUGCUCCGACUACUGGCGGAAUCAAUGUUGGAGGUACUACUGGUAGUGGUGCGACGCCAUCUUUCUCAAUCUCAAGUGCUGGAGGUCCUGGAGCAGCCGCCACAGCCACUUCUAGUACUACAACAGCAACAACCAACCCAGGUGAGCAACAAACAUCAGAAGUAGAGCUCCGUAUCUUGCGUCAGUUUUUAGCUGAGAGUUUAGGCAUGUCUGGCAUCGAUCUAGACCGCUGUUCGCCCGAACUACGAGCACGACUAGACAGCGCAGCAAGGACACUGAGUAGCGUGAUUUCCACGACACAUGAAAUGCAAGCUCAGUUUUCACAAAUAGACUCCUUGACGACUAGCAUCAAUGAGAGGCUCAACGCUCUAGAGAAUAGUGACGAGGGAGCAACGAAUUCGCCAACUGGCACUGCCGCAAUUGCACAUCCAUUUCAGACUGUGGGAGGUGGCAAUGGUGCACCAGGUGGUCCACUGAUGGCUCCUCGAAAUCAUCAUCGGCCAGAUGCUGCAGCUGGUCAACAACUACCUUCUAUUCCUUUUAUUGGGAAUAACCGAUCGGUUGGAGCUGCUGGAAGUGCAACUGUGGAACAGGGUACAACUACAACUAGUACAGGAGCCGUUGCUUCUUCGAAACUUUUGACAAGUAGCAGCAUCGCUGGCGCAACUACAGCUGGUGCCCGCAAGGGUGAGACAGAAGCCAUGCGAACGGUGAUGCGCAGUCUUGCUCCCCAUCCUGUCGCCAUUUUAGGUUCUGUCUUAGCUGAUCAGAUCCGCUUAGACGAGAUCCGACUACGCGCCAAAGGCACCUUUGUUCUCGAACCCAAGCGUUUGGACCUGUUGAGGUCUUUCGUCGACAGCAUUCAGGCUUACAACGCGUUUGCUCCUCCGGGGUUUGCACAGGCAUCACCCCCUGGUCGUGGUUUGACGACAAGUGCAGGAGCCGCGUCCUUUCAAUCGGCGUCUUCGUUGAUUGGACCACCGCCACCUUUUUCUCCGCCAAGAAGUGACGCAACUACAACUUCUGGUGGAGACGACCAGCAACAAAAUGCUCUUGCACAAGAACAGAACAACAACCUCCAGCAGAAAGAGCAACAACAUCAGCUGAACAACAUGCUAGAUUUGGAGAAAGGUGAAGGAGCAUCGAAGCGUAGUAGUCUCUACUUCUCGGCAACAGAGCUUCUAGUGCGCAAAAUCGUCUGUACAGCGAUCCCAUGUGAUCCUGCGGUUCUGCAUGAGUGGUCCACUUUUGGCAGCGUUCUUUCCGUUGACCUAGCACGUCAAACGGGCUUGAUCUCGCUGAUGCACACACUGAAGUUGCUUUUCGCAACUCUGGAAUCCGAGUUUUCGUUCUUGGAAAUCCCCUACUUCGCACCGGGGUUUCAGACCGAACCGACGGUGUUCGAUCUGUACCGAGACAACCAGGGAGCGGGCGAGAAACUCUCGCGUGAGCUGUUGUCCCGCACGAACAACGUGAACCUGCAAAUGACUCUGACAGGACUGGAGGAUGAUAAGAUGGACGGUUCGGGAAGGAGACCCUCGUCCAGUUCUAAAGCUGUAUCUUCUACUAUGGCCCCACCACCGGCGCAGUUGGAUUCCUGUUCUUCUGCUGGCAUUGUAGUCCCUCAAACUACAGAAGAAUCAGGUUCUUCCGGUAGUAGUGCCUCAGGGGGAGACGAGGCCGAUACGCCGUCAGGAGGAAGGCCACCGAAUGCUCCAAGAGGCGAGCGUGUAACUGCUGGUGCUGGAAAUAGUCUCUACAACGCUUUCCCUUUUUCCUCCAAGACGCGAACGGAUCUGCUCACCAGGCAUGAUUCCCUCAUUUCCGAUGUCGGCACAGCAGAAACGAGCUCUCCAGACAAAAAGUCCGUUCUUUUAAGGCUUUUUCUACUCGUCAUCCAUCUUCGGAAAUAAAAGCGGUCUACGUAGGUACCUGCUUAGAGACGUUUUCAAGGGCGGGAAAACGCUCUCGGGAUGGACAGCGAGAUGGAUUACCAUUACCUAGGGUACUAAUAAAUCAGCUCUAAUCCUUUCAGACUGCAUUUCCACACUCCUGAAUGGCCUAGAAGAACUCCAGAACGGCAAUGGAGAUGAUGCUCUAGAAGAAGAUUUGUUCCACAUAUUCGACCAAGAGGAUCGGGAACAGAGGGAAGAGCUGCGUAGGGAAAAGAACGAGCUCCGACGGGCUGCGGAGUACUUCGUCUUGUCAGAAACGGAGGCGAGAAACCUAGUGGGAGUCGCUAUUUUGCCUUUGUUGCGGAGACAGUGUCUGUUGCAGCAUGUCUUAUCAAAUUCGUGCUACGAUAUUACUACAGCAGGAGCAUCUACAGGCUCGGCCGGCGAACAAGCACAACCUCCACAGACAACCAUUAUACUAGGACAACCAGGAGUUGUAUCGGGAGCAACUUCUUCCAGCACACCUCCACCUACACCUUCUACCCCUUCUUGGUCCAGCGGUGAACUACCACCAGUUGACAAGGAAAUCGCUGCUGGGCGCAUUACCAACGCCUGGGAACAUGCAUGUUACUUGGCGAAGUGGGCGGGUCAUGAUCUGGAAGCGGUUUUGAAUUUUACUAGUCCGGCAGGUGGAGCUUCAUCAUCUGCUCAACACUCAGGUGCAGGUCUCCAAGUCCCUCGUUACAUCUGGAAGAAGAUGAACAACGCAGUAGAGAAGUGGCGCAAUAUUAAGGCUUCUACAACCGCUCAAGCAUGUCCCUGUGAUAACACUUAGUGAAUAUCAUCCUUGGCUCUUCUUUUUGUACAACUUGAAAAAUGGCCCAAGAAGGAUGCAGUCACGACAGGGAAGAUGCUAGGGCGGUUGUAGCGCUAACAAUAGUCGCAAAGCUGCUAGUCGCGCAGUGGUCGAGCUAGUUCCCAGUCUGAAUCAAAAAGCCGUUGAUGAGUUGACUGGUCGCCAGAUCCCUUACAUCAGGCCUAAGUUUGCCAAGAACUCCUCCUUCAUCCGCCUGAGCUGCAAACAGGACUGCGUGAACCAGUAUGCAGCGGAGUACAGCAAACAAGUGUCGUCUGGGUCGAAGCCGUCUAGCUUGUUGUUGAGCAAUCGCUGUUUCUAUUUAGAAUUUCAUUUAUUGGGAUUCGGGAAAACGCCAACUGGCCAUGAGAUUGUUUUGGCCGGAAGUGAUGAAGCCGCAUCUGCAAGUGCCGCACCAGGAAGUGGAAACGAGAACAAAAAUACUUCUUCUACUGUUGCCGGCGGAGCAGCAGCAGGCAGCUCUACUAGUUGUAUGAGCACAACGGCGCAGCUGAAGACUACUACGUCAUCCGCCGGAACAGCAGCAGCAUCUUCAUCCUCAUCCGGAACAAACAACUCCUCAACAAACAACGCAAUGCUUCCAACUUUGCUCCAUUUCAACCAUAAUGGCGGUGUUCUCAUCAAGCUACCGUACUUGUACCAAACGUUGUACACGACCUACAUCCACAAGCAAUGCCCUUUGUGCUUUCCACCGCCACCAGGCAGCGCUGGCGCGCCAGUGAUCGGCGGUGCAGGACCUGGCGCCUCGUCAAGCAGCGCGUCGUCAAGCAGCACGUCGAACCAACCUAAAGUUUCCUUCUUGUGCCUCUUCAGUGGUCGUCAUCUCUGCGCUGGAGGAGGUGGCAUGUUCCAAGAGAUGUACGGGCUUGGACACCACGCCAGUGCGGGGAAUCCAAAUUUUAUGGAUGAAGAUUCUGGCAAGAUAAUGAUAAAUUCAUAAGAGAACGAGAGUCCUUUCACGAGUUUGAGACUCUCUUAUUGAUCAUGCAUGAUAGUGAAGUUUUGAGUCGUGCUUAUGCUUUUGAGACGUUCAAGCCACGCAGGGGACUUGUUGUAUGGUUCUGGUCUUUGGUAUAGCCUGAAUUUGAUCCUAAGGGUUCUCUUCUUGUUUUCCCUUAUGAUCCAAUUCAGGUUACCGUUACCAAAUACCGGAGCCAUACAUUAUUAAGCGGUUUCCUGAUCCUCCCCUCCUUGUCCUUCUACUCCCUUAGAGCUCCCUUACCUUCGCUCCCUCCAAAUGAAUACCCAGCUUUUCUAUCGUUGUUCCUCUGCCUUGUCCAUGUGCUCUACGGCAACAUUAUGCACACAUGAAAUUCUUCCUCUGCCUUGUCCAUGUACUCUACGGCAACAUUAUGUACACAUGAAAUUCUCCCUCAUCUUCUAACCCUUGUCCGAAUUCCUUCACAAAGCACGCUCCGAAAUGCGCAGCCGGUUUGUCAGUCUUGAUGAACCUGCUCUCCGGUCUUGUGCAUAUUCAGAAGGAUGACAAGAUUUGCGUGUGGGGUGCGAUUUACCUUGACGCCUACGGCGAAGAAGAUAGGUACCUGACGCGUGGUAAACCCUUGUACCUGUCACAAGCCAGAUUGGGGCAAUUGACAGCAGCGAUCGCGGCACACUCUUUUGACUCGGAUACCAAAUUAGUGUGGAAACAGCUUUGAGCUGCAAAAGCACUGGGGAUGAUGAGGAAUUAAGGUUAUUCGUGGUCUUUGAACAGAUUGCAUAGUAGAAGUACAAAUACUGCACAGAAAAUCUGCAAAGAAAGUCCUGAUAGUAUUAAAAAGAACUGAGUAUGGAAAAUAUAAGUACUCAUUAUAUAUAGGUAAGGUACAUCUUCAAGAACAAUGAAAACUUUUAUAGAGAACUCAUUGCUAACCGUAACGACCGUCAUCGCGCUACAUAAAUUUUACUGUUGCAUAGUUGAGUUGCUGUACUUACAUCACAUCAUGGAAAUCGUAAUGUCUCGGUGUACUAAAUAUAGAGUUAAGACGAAGAAUGAAUAAUUUUCACUGAAGACGACAUACUUACAAAAUACGGAUUGUUCAUCUUUCUACUGAUGCAAAUUGUCAUUGGUCUUUUACCGUUCUUGUACCACAUAGAAGCCAUGGUGAGUUUGUUUUUUGUAAAAAGGGUGUAGUAUCUAGUGUAAAGUGUAUGUUUGUAGUUAAAAAUUGAAAUUCAGGAUCCAUAACCUAACCUAACCGAAAAAUUAUGUUUUGCGAUUUUUGAUGGUAAUACUCUCUCAUCUGAAAUAAAGUAAGUAAUUUAUCUGCAGCAAUAACGGUAACGGUUUAUCUAUUCGUACAUGAUCUGUGAGCAUCAAGCUCGGGCAACUUCGAUCUUCUCCAACAGUCUAUUCAUUGCACAGAGAUCAUAGGGAUUGAAUACGAGAUUUUUUGAAAAGUGAAUGCACAGUAUCGACAAGAACGAAGUAGUAAGUCGUAAGUAUACGUAUAGUGGGUGACAAACGUCGAAUGAAGAGUAUCAUCUAGAAAUAAGAAAAAUGAACUGUAAAGCGAGAAGAUAGAGGAAGCAGUAGAAGUUAUGUGAGCGAAUCAAGAGAAGUAAGCGCAAUCGAAAGUUGUAGGUUAGCUUCAAUAGCAGGUCCGGUUGUGAAUGUACUACUCAUCCGCGGAAGCAAGCAAGAACUGCAUCAUCAUGAUCGUCAUGGAUCGCAUGGUUUUGCAAUAGCUACAGGUAUCGUUUUUGCAAGAAUCAGAAUGAACUAACAUCGAUUUCAUCGCAAUGAACAAAAUAAGAAGGGCUUGAUAAAAAAGGUAAUGUUGUUGUAUCAAAGAAAAACAUCAAAAAUAUCAAGCAACUACUGUCUAAAGACAAACCACCAAGUACAACGAAGACCCCUAGUUGUAGUUGUCUCGCUCUCGACGACGAUGAGGCAAAGAAACUUCAAUAUUUAAAACGUACUCCUAGUGCUAGUAAAGCAUCUCUUUCUAACGAAUCUACAAAUUACGCACAGAUAAAAGACUAACAAUUACGUAUAUAUAAGAAAGAUAUAACAAUCGUAAUCGAUUUGAAAUUAUGUUCUUCCUCAGCCUCACGACAGUCAAACUUCCUACAACUUGACAUUUCUCUCACUGCUUGUACAUAUGUUUGAUGCGGUUGUACUUAAUAUCAUAAAAGUAU
Molecule: messenger RNA, 17771 nt
Organism: Amoebophrya sp. A25
Lineage: Eukaryota; Dinophyceae; Syndiniales; Amoebophryaceae
Source: the annotation of a GenBank genome assembly